This is a messenger RNA of Oncorhynchus masou masou (cherry salmon), 4056 nucleotides long. Its product is annotated as LIM/homeobox protein Lhx2-like. Gene Ontology annotation, cellular component: nucleus. Gene Ontology annotation, molecular function: DNA-binding transcription factor activity, RNA polymerase II-specific; RNA polymerase II transcription regulatory region sequence-specific DNA binding. Gene Ontology annotation, biological process: regulation of transcription by RNA polymerase II; neuron differentiation. The record is from RefSeq and is a predicted model, not a curated record. The coding region runs from base 638 to 1936 and encodes 432 amino acids. The transcript has 6 exons. Lineage: Eukaryota; Metazoa; Chordata; Actinopteri; Salmoniformes; Salmonidae.
CUAUAGGUACGGAGAAGGUGGGAAGCGAAACGAGGCUGUGAGGCCGGUGCGGAGAGUCUUGAUAAGAGAUUUGUACUCAUCGAACCAACUCCUCCUCCUAAAUUGCACACACACACAUAGAGCUCAGUGAUCGCUUUGCCGAAGAGCUGGAUACCUGUAAGAAAAGAACGUCUGUUUUGUAAUAACCAGUGCUGGACACGAACAAUUGUGCGUUUUUACGCAUUCCUUCCUUGCGUUUGUUAUUCUGUUAUAUUCGAUCGAUAUUCGUCGGUUUUGAAAUGUUUUGCGCCAGCAUCCACAAGCAGUAUUGAAAUUCGCUGUUGUGAACUCAAGAGUGGAGGCCAGGAUACUCACCACUACAAUUCUACCGUGUUUUUAGUUGUUUUUUUCUUUCUGUAUUGUCUCUUGGAAUAAUUUUUGCCUUGUCCAUUUUGGUCGUAAUGCAAGUUGAACGUUUGCAGUAGUCCUUGAUCACUUUAAUUCGAUGACAGACUGAAAUUGGUGCAUUUUUGUGCAUCUUGAAAUCUGCAAGUUGAGCGCUGUUACUGGAUCCAGAGUUUACAUUGUGGUUUGCUGCCUACCAUCAUUCUUGGCUUGGAUUUUUUCUAAAACAAUAGAUUGGAGCCAUUCACUUUAAAUGCAUGGGCUAAAUGUGCGUCUCAUGGAAGUUUUGGCCUGCAGAUCUGAGGGAGACGCUUGCAAGUGUAGCCCUCCAGUCUCCACGAUGCUCUUCCACGGGCUCCCCGGAGGCGAGAUGCAGGGGGUCAUCGACGAGAUGGACCGGAGGGUGAAGGGCGAAUCUACCGCCAUCAGUUCGGCUAUAGACAUGGGGGAAACUGAGACGAGUAUGACGUCCAUCAACAGCGACCGUGUGGCCUUGUGCGCGGGAUGCGGGGGAAAGAUAUCUGACCGCUACUACUUGCUCGCGGUGGACAAACAGUGGCACAUGCGCUGUCUCAAGUGCUGCGAGUGCAAACUAAACCUCGAGUCCGAGCUUACCUGUUUCAGUAAAGACGGCAACAUCUAUUGCAAAGAAGAUUACUACAGCAGGAGGUUUUCCGUCCAGAGGUGCGCCCGGUGCCAUCUCGGGAUCUCGGCGUCGGAGAUGGUCAUGCGGGCGAGGGAUUUGGUCUACCACUUGAACUGUUUCACCUGUACUAGCUGCAACAAAAUGCUCACGACCGGAGAUCACUUCGGAAUGCGGGACAGUCUUGUGUACUGCCGGCUGCACUUUGAGACACUCAUACAAGGGGAAUAUCAAGCGCAUUUCAAUCACGCGGGGGAUGUAGCCUCGGGCAAAGGACUUGGCGAGAGCGGCACGGGAAACUCGCUGGGGAUGCAGUAUUACAACGGUGUCGGUACGGGGCAGAAAGGAAGGCCGAGGAAAAGGAAAAGUCCCGGGCCUGGAGCAGAUCUGGCUGCUUACAACGCAGCGUUAAGUUGUAACGAGAACGAUGGAGACCACCUGGACCGAGAUUCCCACUACUCCUCCAGCUCCAAGUCCAAGCGCAUGCGCACCUCCUUUAAACACCACCAACUGAGGACCAUGAAGUCUUACUUUGCCAUCAACCACAAUCCGGACGCCAAGGACCUGAAACAGUUGGCCCAGAAGACAGGUCUCACCAAACGGGUGCUGCAGGUUUGGUUCCAAAACGCCAGGGCCAAGUUUAGACGGAACUUACUACGUCAGGAGAGCACAGGGAUGGACAAGGUGUCGGACGGGUCCACUCUACCAGGGGGGUCGCCUUCGGGCCCCCACUCCGAGCUCUCCAACGCCUCAAUGAGUCCUUCCAGCACCCACACCACCCUCACGGACCUGACAAGCCCCUCUAUUCCGUCGGUUAACCCUCUACUAACCGCCGUGCCGGGGGGCAUGGACCCCCACGACUCCAUGAGUAUGAGUCCUUCCCAGACCACCCUUACCAGCCUCUUCUGAUGUUACCAACACCACCCCAUCUCAUCGCAGGCCACCCUUACCAGCCUAUUCUGAUGUCACCGACCCCAACACAUCACAGACCACCCUUACCAGCCUUUUCUGAUAUUACCUACCCCAUCCCAGACCACACUUACCAACCUCUUCUGAGGUCACCGAUCCCACACCACCCCACCCCUCCCUAAACCCAUCCAACACCACACCAGGUCACUCAAAGACUAAGAGACUGAAGAGAGAGACACUUAAAUACAUGAUAUUCCCCGUGGACCUCAGAUUACUGCCCUGUCUAUUUCUAGUCUUUGUAUGAGUAGCAACUGAAGCCUUACAGAGCGGUCGGCUUGAUUUCAUCAAGAGCUGAAGAUACUUUUUCUGUUUUCAUCUUUGUUUCCUUUCCACGUUGGCUGACUGAUACUAUCGAGAUGUAGAUUCUCACUCCACCACCCCGACCACUCUGUUUCUAAGUAGAGUUUUUUUUAAAAAUAUAUAUAAAAAAUAAAAAAAAGACAAUGGAAAAGGACUGUGAAACUGAAAUUGUAUUUGGAAAAAACAUUGGAGAGUGUAAAAUGCAGAUACAAAGUACUGUAGCAAGGUUAUCCGGAAGACUCUAGCGUGCCUUAUAUAUUUUAUCACACUGAGGAAUCCCUGAUCGGAUAGAUGUCUGAUCUAGGUGGCAUAUUUCUUGAAAGAUUUGGUUGGAGGAUGGGUGACCCACUGACAAACCGCGUUUGCUUACAACAUGGCAAUGAAAGCAAUUCUACUUUACAAUUCACUCUGCACACAGUGAGGACUGAUCGAUAUAAUAGAAAUAGCAUUGAUGAGAAUUAGAAUUACAUUGAUAAAGUUAAUAUAAAGAUAUCAUGGUCAUUAUCUUUUAGACUCAGUCAUUGCUUGCAGUACACACCAGUAAUAGUUGGUUACAACUUCGAUAUUUUGUAACAAUAAACUGUCGUAUGCGGAAAUGAGAUAUAAUGUAUAUUGAUAUCUGACUCGUUGCUUGAUGGAAUUGCAAUGAUACUAUUUACAGUCACCAUUUGAAUACACAACACAAGUAGCUACAACAUAUCUAACUGUUUUCCAGCAUCACACUGUUUGGUUUAUGAAUUGAUAGCUGUAACAUAUGGAUGAAGUUUUGAUAUUGAGAUAUUAUCGGUCUAUUUGAAUAUUGGCUCAUUCGUCACUACAUAAGAGUUUAUAUCAGUAUAGUGCACCAGAUACACUUCUACAGUAUAUUGUACCAAAUGCACUUCUACACAUCAAAGAGGGGAGUCAUGCAAACUCACAAGCGCACACACACACACACACACACACACACACACACACACACACACACACACACACACACACACACACACACACACACACACACACACACACACACACACACACACACACACACACACACACACACACACACCGUACUUACCUCAGUCUGAAGGUCUUUCUAUGUUCUUCUUGCUGAAACCCAGCACUCUGAUUUUGAUUCUCAAAUUCCCCACAAUGUAGGAUUAUAACAUAUAAGAAAUGUGCUUAGAACUGAGAUGCUUUAUGGGUACAUCUAACAAUGGCACCCCUAAUCUAAAAACAUCUUAAAGACCACUUCUAAAUACUUAUUUGGAAUUGUCCGCACAAAAUUGUUCCUUGUGGGGACCUGUCUGAAUAUUGGUUUUGGUACAGAGAAACUAAUCAGGGAUUUGUGUGGUUGGCAAAUAAACCAACUUUACCUGGGUCGUGUUCAUUCGGACACACAGUAGCAAAACGUUUUGUAAUGGAAAACGGAAAUGAGCAUUUCUUAUUAGACAAAUUCACGUAGUACCUCCUCGUUUUGGACUGUUGUUUUCCUGUUUGGUGCCUACUAGAAGCUGGUAGGACUAGAAGUGUUUCUGAUAUGGAGAAUCAAGCUGCCUUCCUUUUGACUGUGACUACCUUUACUUAUGGAUGAGGAUGGUGCUCUUACCUUAUCUUUAUCCUUGUAUGCAUGGAGAGCUGCUGUUGGGAUUCAACAUCCCUUUAACUACACAGUCUUUAGUUUGUUUGUUUGUCCUUCCAUUCUUGUACAGUUGCCCCCUUUUGAUGUACUUAAGCCUUCAGUUCUUUCAAAACAUAAAAUGGUGGACAAAACUUGA